Molecule: messenger RNA, 5357 nt
Organism: Pygocentrus nattereri (red-bellied piranha)
Lineage: Eukaryota; Metazoa; Chordata; Actinopteri; Characiformes; Serrasalmidae
Product: NACHT, LRR and PYD domains-containing protein 12-like
Exons: 12
Coding region: 307-3717 (1136 amino acids)
Molecular function (GO): protein binding
Source: RefSeq, a predicted model, not a curated record
GAGCUGAGCAGCAGGUGCGGAUUUCUUGCCUUUUGCCCCACUUUCGGUUUGACGCAGCGGCUUUAAAUCGAAAGCAGCUCCGCCGCCGCUCGAGGGCCUCACUUACAGCUGGUACCAAUAAAGACCAGUGAACGGUGUCAGUGAACGUCUCUACCGUCUACUGCUGAAGUACACGACGCCCCAGCAGCCCUACACAGAAGGGGACAGCCUCCGCACAUGACAAGCAGAUGUCACAUGAUUAACAGGAAGUUAUGUGAUUUAACAGCAUUGAUUUCCUCACAAGGGAAACAGGCUUAGUGACUGAACAUGGAGUUUGUGAUGGAGCUGCUGCUGGCUGCUCUGCUGAUUGCUCUUUCCACCUGGAUCUGGAGAAGGAGAGGCCUAAAUCAGCCUUCAAGCACUCAACACAAUGCAGUGCAGCGAGUGCUGGAUCAGAGAUCACCUGCCACUCCUUCUGCUGGAUGCUCUGUUGUUUUGAAUGCAGAUCAUGGCUCCAGUGUAACCGCUCCUACACUCAACAGCAACAACUUCUAUGGCCCAUCUGUUUUUAACUUCAGCACGAAUGCUGCUGACACUGAUUUAACAGAAGCAAGUAAAUCAGAGAAAUGUUCAGAAGCAAGUGUACUCAAACAAAUUCUGGAGACUCACAAAGCCAACCUAAGGAAGAAAAUAGAGUAUAUUUUUGAGGGUAAAAUUGGUGUAAAAAAUAAGACACGUCUGAAAAAGGUGUACACAGAGCUCUUCAUCACAGAAGGGGAACUCAAAGAAGUCAACCAUGAACACGAGAUUUUGAGAAUUGACAAAGCUUUCAGGAUGCAAAAAUGUCAGGACACUCCAAUCAACUGUAACGACAUCUUCAGUUUACCAUGGAAAAAUGAAGAGAACAAGGUUGUGCUGACCAAAGGCAUCGCUGGCAUUGGAAAAACAGUCUCUGUACAUAAAUUCAUUCUUGAUUGGGUAGAAGGAGAAGCAAACCAGGAUAUAGACUGCAUAUUUUUGCUUCCAUUUCGAGAGAUUAAUUUAAUUAAACCUGGAGAGUACAGUCUUCAUGAGCUACUCCAAGAAUUCCACCCUGAACUGGAAGAACUAAAUGCAACAAAAAUGUAUGAGGCCUGCAAGCUUGGGUUUGUUUUUGAUGGGCUUGAUGAAAGUCGACUUCCGCUGGAUUUUGACAGCAGAAAUGUAAGAAGCAUAAAAAAGAAAGCAACUGUGGAUGCACUGAUCACGAAUCUCAUUAAGGGAAACUUACUUCCGUCUUCUGUAAUCUGGAUCACCUCCCGGCCAGCAGCCGCCAAUAAAAUCCCUUCACAGUAUGUGAGCUUAUUCACAGAGGUGCGAGGGUUCACUGAUAAACAGAAAGAGGAAUACUUCAAAAAGAGAAUAGCAGAUGAGACUGAAGCCCUUAAAAUCAUCUCCCAUAUUAAGACCUCUCGGAGCCUGUACAUUAUGUGCCACAUUCCUGUCUUCUGUUGGAUCACUGCCACUGUGCUUCAGGCAAUGCUGGUGGAAAACCACGGAGAAAAUAUUCCCACCACGCUGACUGAAAUGUACAUUCACUUCCUGCUCAUACAGAUGAACAUGAAGAACCAAAAGUAUGAUCAGAAAGUUGAGCGAGACUUGAAAAAGCUCCUGGAAUCAAACAGAGGAAUAAUCUUCAAACUGGCAAAACUGGCGUUUGAGCAACUGAAAAGGGAGAACAUAAUGUUCUACGAAGAUGAUCUGAGGGAGUGUGGUAUUGAUGUCAGGGGAGACUCUGAGUACACCGGGAUGUGCACAGAGAUCUUCAAGCAGGAAUCUGUACUUCAUGAGAAGAAGGUCUACUGCUUUGUACAUCUGAGCAUUCAAGAGUUCCUUGCCUCACUCCAUGUGUUCUACUGCUACCUGAACAAGGACAGGGACGAGCUGCAGUUUCUGCUUGAGGGUCCACUUCCAGAAGGCUUUACUUUCAUUGUAGAUUCUCCAAAAACUUUGUCCUUAUAUUACCUACUGGUCAAGGCAGUUGACAAAUCUUGGCGGAGUCAGAGAGGAUAUCUGCAUCUUUUCCUGCGCUUUCUGCUGGGCAUCACACUAGACUCCAAUCAGAAACUCCUCAAAGGCUUGCUAGCACAAACAGAGGAUAGCAAAGAGACUGUCGAGAAAUCGAUUAGAUACAUUACAAAAAUACAAAGGAAAGAUAUUUCGGCUGAGGCAUCCAUCAACCUCCUGUUCUGCUUGCUUGAACUAAAGGACCGCACCUUAUUCAAACAAAUCCAAACAUACCUUAGUUCAGAGGAGACUCCAGAAACAGAACUCUCACUUUCAGUCUGCUCAGCUUUGGUCUACAUACUUCAAAUGUCAGAGGAGAUACUGGAUGAGUUCAACCCAAAGAUGUACAAUACAUCAAAUGCAGGCUGCAGGAGGCUGGUCCCAGCAGUGAGAUGCUGCAGAAAAGCUCUGUUUAAUAGCUGUGGACUCACUGAACAGUGCUGUGAGACUGUGGCGUCAGCCCUGCAGUUACCAAACUCCCCUCUCCGAGAGCUGGACCUCAGUAACAACUCACAGAUGGAUGCAGGAGCAAAGCUGCUGUCCGAAGGAUUAAUGAGCCCACAGUGUAAGCUGGAGAAACUGAGCUUGGCGAGUUGCCAUUUCAGCAAAGAACAGUGUGAAGUUAUUGCAUUGGCUGUAAACUCUGCCUCGUCACCCCUGAGAGAACUGGACCUGAGCUAUAAUGACCUGCAGGACUCAGGAGUGAAGCUGCUAUCAGAUGGGCUCAAAACCUCUGACAGUAAACUUGAGAAAUUAAGAUUGGGCUGGUGUAAACUGUCUGCAGACAGUUGUAAGACACUGACUUCAGUAUUCAGCUCCAGUUCACCACUGACAGAGCUGGAUCUGAGUAACAAUGACGUGCAGGAUUCAGGAGUGAAAUUCCUCUCUGCUGGACUGGAGAAUCCAAACUGUAAACUGGAAGUACUGAGGUUGUCUGGGUGUUUAGUCACAGAGAAAGGCUGUUCACAUCUGGCUUCAGCUCUUAUUUCAAACCCCGCCUUCCUGAGAGAGUUGGAUCUGAGCUAUAACCACCCAGGACACUUGGGAACAAAACUGCUCACUGGCAAACUGGAAGGUCCACAGUGUAGACUGCAGAUACUAAAUAUAGAUUCAGGAGGAGAGUGUAGGAUCAAAUCAGGACCAAGAAAAUAUACCUGUGAGAUCACUCUAGACCCAAAUACAGCUCACCGAAAUCUUCGUCUAUCAGAAAGAAACCAAACGGCAACUCGUGUGUUAGAACUACAGGGUUAUGAGCCAAAUCCAGAAAGAUUCGAUCAGUGUAUUUACGUGUUGUGUAGAGAAAGCCUGUCUGAUCGCUGUUAUUGGGAGGUUCAGUUUAGCGAAGACUUGGCAGGCGUAGCACUGACAUAUAAAGGAAUUGAAAGAAAUGGAAGGGGUGAUGACAGUACUUUUGGAAACAAUAGAAUGUCUUGGCAGUUGGUAUGUUUUGGUAGUGGGUCCACUUACUGUGCAUUUCAUAAUAACAAUAGAACUGAGAUUCCUGCCCUUUCCUUUUAUUCAAACAGAGUAGGAGUAUAUCUGGACUGGCCAGCUGGCAUUCUGUCCUUCUACAGCGUCUCCUCGGACACACAUGCACUGACCCACAUACACACUUUCUACUCUACAUUCACUGAACCCCUAUAUGUAGGGUUUUGUUUUGGGAAUGCUGGCUCAGUAAUAUCUUUGUGCUAAGAAACAAGAAAACUAAUAUUUGGCAACUAAAUAUUUGACUGAUGUGCCCACUAUAGGCAAGUAAUAUUACUGGUAACUGCUGGCAACAUCCCAUUUAAAUUAAAAUAAUGUGUGGCCACACCUUAUUAACACAUGAGAAUGAGAUCCUAAUGCGUGGUCACAACUUAGUCACGGGACUGAGAUUAUUAAACCGUGGCCAAGACUUUAGGAUAUCAUUCCCAGGCCUUACUAUGUCAUAGCCACACAUUAGAAUCUUGUUCCUACACCUUACUUAGUCAGUGAAGUCCCUUUAGUUACUGAAUAAUAAGCCUUGGCAUGUAAUAAGCCAGGAUUUAUUCCCUGGAAUUAUGCUGUUUGUCAAAUUCUUCAUAUCGCAGUAGAGAAGAGUUUAUAACAGUUAAUGAGCAUCAUUCUAUGGAGAUUUUGUCCUUUUUAGUAUAAGACUGUGCUUCCAUAUAACUACUAUCUUCCACACCACCCACAUUCAUUUCAUUAUCACUUGUCUUAUCUGUUUUAGUUCAGAUACAGUCAGAGAUUUCUUAAUAUAUCUUAUAUGGAAAUACUGAGCAGGGAAGGUUGUAACACCUCCCAGUUUUACUUCAAGACACUGUUACUGCACCUUUAUUCUCUGUGGUGUGACUGACCUCUAUCUGCACCAGCUUGUGGCGCUAGAGAGCGUAUUAUAUCUGAGACAUCCAGUCUACACUGCAGACCUUUUCUGUUCUGUUCAUGUUCAGUCACUCUUUCUAUCUCUGUUUACCUCUUUGUUUUUGCCUGGACUGUUAUUGUUGAAGCGUUUAUUGUCUGUCUGCCAUCAAUUGGAGUAUUAAUGGUGAAGUUCAUUCUCACCAUUAAAGCCUCUCCUUCACAUCACGACACAGUGACAGGCCAAAGGCCAGGACAGUGGGCGCAUGCUGUCGCCAUGGGUACAGUGAUUGUUCUCUAUUUGCCUAGUUCGGUGAUCCUGUACUUACAUUUACUUAGUGGCCAAUUUAAUUGUAUUAGUGUGGGGGCUGCACAGCAUGUGACCCCCAGCCUGCCAAGUUUGAGACUGAUCUCUGACACACUGCUGCGUGUUGGUGUGCAAAAAGGUGCUCCCAGCUUAGCCUGUAACACACACAGGGCCCAACUCUGUCAUCUGAAACAGUGGGAAAGUACAAUAAAGAAUGCAAUGACAGUGCAGCUGAUGUGCUGUGAAGUCAGUUGACCAUGUCUAUAAAGUCAGGGCACCACAAGUUGUCUUGAUGUGUAAUCAUGUGCAAAAGUUUGUAUGUAAAAGUAUAAAAUGUCAACACAUCCUCUAAACAGAACAAACUAAAAUAUGGCAAUUUUAUACAGUUUUUUUUUCCAUCCGGAUUUAAAUGUAAAAAACUAAAUGUGCCAUCACUUUCGAACAGGCCACAUGUUUCUUUUUUAUUUCCUAUAUAUUAAAUACAGCUAGUAAACAGUAACUGUGCAUUAAAAUUGUACAUAGAAUUUUUUAAAAACUAAAUUAAAUGCAUAAAAUGUAUUUUUACAUGUCUAAUAUUUUCUCUCUUUUUUUUGUUGUGUAAACAUCUCAAACAACUCCAGCCAUUUGUUGUGUGGACUGAACAUCUACUGAUUUGUAUUUGUAACUAAAGUAAAAAAGAGAAAACUGA